Messenger RNA from Paramuricea clavata, 5669 nucleotides. Lineage: Eukaryota; Metazoa; Cnidaria; Anthozoa; Malacalcyonacea; Plexauridae. The record is from the annotation of a GenBank genome assembly.
GCAGAACAGCACAUUUCAGCACAACAGAAUCAGAGUCUGAACGUCGGGGUUCACAAGAAGGGAAAUGUUUGUUCUCUGUCUCUGUCUCUGCUCGUUCUCGUGUAUCGUCGAGAAAGAAAUCUAACUAUACGCAUCUGAGUAAAGAACAAGAACAUCGAUCAAGAGAGAGGUUAGACGAAGUUAAAGAGCGCCACCACUAUGAAGAAAAACUACAAGAUUUAAAGCUUAAAACAUUGAAGCGUGAAAUGCAAAUUCGUCGGGAAUUGGAAAUUCGUCAAGCAGAACGUGAUUUAGAAUCGUGCAGUAUUGCGAAAUCAAGUUCAUCAAGCUCAAAGAAUUCAUCAAAUCCUCAGUCUGUUGCAGAUCAGUCACUGAAAGAAAAGCAGCUCCCCCGACAAGUUAACGUCCAGCUUCCAGUUUACUCGAGUGAUUGUAACAAGAUUAACAAGAAGUUUACGACCGUGAGCACUUCAAAGGAAAUUUCGACGUGGAGCACACCGUUAGUCCUUGGGGAAAAGACAAUACCACUGGGUACAUUUGAUGGAAAAAAAGAAAGUUGGCUUUGAUUCUUUCAGACGUUCAAGGCCGUGGUUGAUAAACAACCCUAUGAACCUGAACCUAUUGUAAAGUUCGCAAUUCUGGAAAAAUAUUUAACGGGCCCUGCGAAGGACUUCAUUAGAGGAUUUCCGUUUACUGAGAACUCUUAUCCAUUGGCAUUGAAGGCCUUGCAAGAUCGGUUCGGUGAUGAAGAAGACCAAGCAAGUUUUUACCUUGGAGCCGUGGAAAACUUGCCGAAGAUAAAGAUUUCAGAUGUACCGGGUCUUCGAAAGUUCUACGACGAUUUGAACACUAAUAUACAAGUGUUAGAAAAUAUGGGACCUGAUGUGGCUAUGCAUCUGAAUGACCCAAGAAGAAUGAAAUUGCUAUCAACCAAGUUACCACGUAAUCUUGCGGUUGCCUGGGCAACUUACCAAGACGACAAAGGCAUCGGAUCGGAUAUGCGCGCCUUUGCUGAGUGGUUACGAAAGAAAGUUCAAAUCCUAGAAAGAGUCGAAGUUCAACCACACAUCGAGGCUGGAGAUAAACGAGUUCCAGGAAAGCAAGUCUUCAAACCCCACGUGCAUGUUACAACGCGAGAUGAAGUCACCCAAACUGAAAGAACAGAAACGAAAUUACCGAUUGAAAGAGGAACGUGUUGGGUUUGUCGUGAUGGUAACCGCUGGCCGGGUCAGUGUUUGGUCUUGAAGAAAAUGACGGUAUAUGAAAGAAAACAGUUAGUGAAACAGAAUAGAGCCUGUUUCAAAUGCUUGCUUCGAGGGAAUCUCGUGGCGAAAUGUAGAAGAAAGGUGGGAUGCCUUAUAGAAAACUGUAAGGGAACACGUCACACCUUACUGCACCAAGAAAACCCUAAAGAUCCUGCAAUAUCUACUCACAAGGUCGAGAGGAAAAGCAGCGAGACGUCAGGUGGUGAACAACUUGCAAGAAAUGAAGAGACACCAACGAAGGAAACCUUGUCGGUUACCUCGAACGCUAAUCGGAGUUGUCCAAAAAGGAAAAUUGUGGCCCUUCCUGUAAAGAAGAUCGAUAUCUUAAAUGGUUAUGGUCAACGAGUUACGCUAAAUUGCUUGGAUGACAGCGGGAGCCAGGUGAGAUUGAUAACUCAUCGUCUGGUCGAAAGCCUUGGGUUGACAACGAGAAGAAGCAAUCGAUUGACACUCUCUUGUGUGGGGGAUCAAAACAUCAAACUCAAUUCUGAAGUUUCAUUUCUCAUACAAGUCAAAGACAAUGAACUGUCUAUCCCAAUUACCGCGUAUGCUAUUCCAAAUAUUAGCAAUUAUUCACCCCCCUUUGAUAUUGAAGAAAUCAAGCAAAAAUUUCCUUAUCUGCAAGACGUCGACGUGAUUGUGGACACAGAAAACGUUGAUUUGUUAGUUGGUCAAGAUUAUCCUAUCCUUCGGAGGCAGUUGAAAACUCGUUAUGGAAAACCUGACGAACCUUACGCCGUACGAACUGUGUUAGGUUGGGGCAUAUGUGUACCUGUUGACGAAAGAGUCGGUGAAGAUCCAUCAACACAUCUCAUUUCAUCCUGUUCACCGCCGACGACUUCAGUGGGUGAUUUCAAUCUCAAACGGUUCUGGGAGAUAGAACAAAUGCCAGUAAAAGAGCCAUCCUUAUACACUAAUAAACAGCAAAAGAUUCUUGAAGAAACGGAAGAUAUAGUGUGGACUAAACGAGGAGUCCUAAGAAGGUUGGCGCAACUAUUUGACCCCAUGGGAUUGUUAGCAGCCUUUUUAGUUCGUGGUAAGAUCUUGAUGCAGGAGUUACGGAGAAGAGGGAGAGAUUGGGACGAUCCACUUGAACUUGAUGUUAAGGGAUCCUGGUUGGUUUAAUCAAUUUGUUGGUUUAUCCAAGCUAAGAUUACAAUUCCACGCCACGUUUGGGCAGAACUAGAAGAAGUUGAUAUGGAACUUCACUUGUUCGCUGAUGCAUCGCAGAGAGACAUGGCAGCCGUUGCAUAUGUUAAAUGUCAGCGAAAUAAUGAAGUGAAAGUGUCUCUGUUGAUGAGCAAGACGCAAGUGGCCCCUUUAAAGAAAAUGUCUAUUCCACGGUUGGAACUACAAGUUUGUCUGAUGGCAGUACGUUUGGCAGAAUUUAUCGUGAAGCAAAUGGAAUUUAAGACUGUCAAAGUAGUUUUCUGGUCAGACAGCACUGUGGCUUUAUUAUGGAUAAAGAUGGAAAGCUGUGUCCUGAAGGAGUUCGUGGCCAAUCGAGUGGCGACCAUUCAAGAGAAAACUGAAGGAUGCCAAUGGCAUCACGUAUCUGGCCAAGAUAAUCCAGCGGACUUAGCAUCGAGAGGCGUUGACUUACGAGAGCUUUUGAAACCAGAUGAUAUAUGGUUUUCUGGUCCUAGUUUCCUUUAGCCUGCGAACAGGCCCUGGGUUGCGGGAGGCGCGAAGAAUAGAGGGCCUGCACGGAUGAUAGGUUUUCUUGGUAGUGGCGUUCGUAUAGAAACGCAGGCUUCUGAUUGGCUUACACUCGUUGACAAAAUUACUAAAAAUAGCAAAUGUCAACAACAGCAUUUCGAAGAAUUUGAACUUUAUUCAUUUUAAUAUUAUAUAUUAUAGGACUAUCGAACAAAUAAAACUAGAAGUGGAGACCAAAAGCAAUAGCAAAGCAUCACAGCAAAAAAGUCUAUCAUAAAUGACUUGAAUCUAUCGCUUAAAUCCAAUAUACGAAACUAUAUUAAACAGUAUUCUGAACUUCGUCUUCGGAUUGACAUCAGACUAUAGUAUAGUACAUUUUGAGGUCGUCGUGGCUUCACGGAUUAUUCUCAUUAGUGAGCAAGUCAGAAAGCGAAGGCAUACAAAAGAUACCCAAAUAUGUACGAAUAAUUAUAUUGUUGAUCCUCGCUGGCAUGUCAUUUAGAUAAAUAUAUAUCGUAGUACGUUGUACUAUUUGCUGUAUAUUAACUGCUGACAAUUUCGUCGUCGAUACGGCUUCCACUAUUGGCACACUCGUGAUUUCGAAGAAAUUAAUAAAUACAUGCUCAUUUAUCAUUUAUUUAGACCACAGUUAGUAAAAUUUUAAACGUAUUCGGUAUUCCAAAUCCCAAUCUAUCUGACCGUAUUUUAGUAAUAGCUUCAAAAUAUUCAGAACAUUGUUCUUUCAGUCGCACAUAGUACAAGUAUUACUGUACAUUCAAAGCCAAUGGUAGUAUUUUAUUCGGCUUUAUAUUUGUAUGUGUAUUGAUAUCUAUUUAAUAUUUGAAUUCUAUGCCUUUCCGAGUAAUAUAUUGUGCGGCUAAUGUUUUGUAUUAUUGUUCAUGUUGCACAAUGUACACGCCUUGCGUCAAUUUGACAGUUGACAGUUUAUUUAUCACAGUCGACGCUGAUUGGUUCGCGUUUAGCAGAUGCGAAAAGGGGUGGAAUGAAUAAAACGCAUGGUUCCGUGCAGGCUCACCUUUCUCCCAGUGAGCCUGUUCGCAGGCUAAGUUUCCUUCGUUCAGAUGAAUACACUGAAAGUGCGUUGGAACCAGAAGAUAAGCUGAUUGAGGCUGAGAAGAAGUAAGUCACACGUCAUUGUCAUGUCCAGAGUUCCGUAGGAACUUGAAAGUUGAAGAUUUCUCAACAUUUCACAAGUUGAGAAAAAGAGUUGCCUUUUUUCGACGUCCUUUCCGCAAUUGGCGAUUGAAGAAAUCAAAACGUCUCACGAAGCCUACGACCAGAAGUGCAAUGAAAAAGAAAGACAUCCAGCAUCCUAUAAAACCAUUAAGCGCGGACGAACUUCGAGAAGCAGAAAUUUGGCUUCUGAGACGAGACCAAAGCAUAUGUUUCGCGAAGGAAAUUACUGUCCUUGAAAAACAGCAAACUGGCUUGGGAAAAACGAAGACAAGGAAGAUGUUGGUCCCAAAAUCGUCUCCGUUAUAUUCUCUUUCUCCGUUCAUGGACGACGAAGGUCUGGUACGUUUGGGUGGACGUCUUGAGAGAUCACCUCUAUCAUAUGAUUGUCGACAUCCGAUUAUUUUGGGAAAAGGAUCACAUCUAGCUGCUCUUCUAAUCAGAAGGUCUCACGAAGAGGUGAAGCAUUUUGGAGUAAACACAGUACUCUGUAACCUGAGGCAGCGGUAUUGGCCAAUAAGAGGAAGGGAACAAGUGAAGAAGAUCUUAUCGAGCUGUGUCUUAUGCAAGAAAUGGCGUGGUAAUCCUGGUGUUCAAUUCAUGGCUGAUCUUCCUGCAUCGAGAGUUGACUUCCCAAACCCACCAUUUACCUUGACGGGCGUUGAUUAUUUUGGGCCUAUAACCACCAAAGCUGGCUUUAGAGGAGGUCGACGAGAAAAGAGAUACGGAGUCGUGUUUACAUGUCUACAAACACGCGCUGUUCACCUUGAAGUUGCCCAAUCCCUAUCAACUGAUGAUUUCUUGAAGGUUUUUUCUCGAUUUGUCGCCAGAAGAUCGAAACCGAAAAGGAUGUUUUCAGACCAGGGGACCAAUUUCGUUGGAGCAGAGAGAGAAAUGCGCCAGUUAGUAAAAGAAUUAUGCAAUGAUGUCGUUUUAAAGACGAAGCUACAACAAGAAGCCUUGGAUUGGAAUUUCAAUCCUCCUUUUGCUCCUCACAUGGGAGGAGCCCGGGAAGCCAUGGUAAAACUGGCAAAACGUGCGAUAACAGCCACAACAAACGCAGCUCAACUUACAGAUGAUGAACUUUCCACCGUUGCAGCUGAAUGCGAAGCCAUGUUGAAUAAUCGUCCGUUGACGUAUGUAGGAAGUGAUCCAGAUGACGUAGAGCCUCUGACCCCCGCGCAUUUCUUAACUGCAGGACAGUUAAUGCCAUUGCUGCCGAGCGAAAUCCAAGUUGAUGAAGUCUCACCAAAACGGCGUUGGCUAUUUCUACAGUCCAUCAUGUCAAAGAUUUGGAAAAGGUGGCAGAAAGAAUAUCUGCCUUGCCUUCAACGACGGCCAAAAUGGAAUCAAACAGUACGAAAUUUGGAACCUGGUGACUUAGUGUUAAUAUUGGACCCAAAUCAGCCAAGAGGACGGUGGCUAAGGGGCAAAAUUGAAGAAACAUUUCCAGACGACCGAAACGUUGUGCGAUCAGCCAAAGUCUUAACUCAGAAUGGAGUAUUACACAGACCUGUGACUAAACUUAUACUCUUAUUAAGAGAACAUUAA